Messenger RNA from Sphaeroforma arctica JP610, 177 nucleotides. RefSeq lists its product as hypothetical. The transcript is spliced from 2 exons. The record is from RefSeq and is a predicted model, not a curated record. The annotation marks the transcript as partial. NCBI's taxonomy places the organism in Eukaryota, Ichthyosporea, Ichthyophonida.
ACCGAGGGUCUGUCGUAUCUGGGAUCGUUCUUUCACUCUGCGCGUACUGUGGGCAUUUGGAACAAAGCGCGCGGACAGAAUCUGUUGGACGGCGGCGCACCUUUCUACGACACGUACGAGACUAAGGAUAAAAAAUACAUGGCCGUAGGAACUAUCGAGCCUAUAUUCUUCAAACGG